AUGGCCAGAUGGGUCGAGUGUGCAAAUUUCUGCUGGAUGGCAGUUGCUAAAUCCCCAACUCUGUUGAAUUUCAACCCGUCGAACUUUUCGUUAUAAUUUUUCAAGUUCAAAAAUGUAUCGGCAGUGAACGGUUGAAUUUUUUUCGUGUUAAAUAUUUUUAUCCUAUUAAGUUUUAACGAUAGAAUAACGAAAAUGCCCACAUGACAGUGCCAGGAUCAAGCUUAAAAUGAUAUAAAUCCUUCGCGAAACCAAGAGUUCCUGUCAAAGUAGUUCAAGAGAAAAAUCAUAAUUUUCAAUUAAUUUUGAUCAUAUCAAAAUGUCAAAUCAAGAAGAAGCUGGAUCAAGUUUAUCAAGAGCAACUAAUCCUACUUUGAUGGAAGGAAUAACCAGUACAAUGGAGGAAAAAAAUAAUGACUAUAUGUGUCCUGUCUGUUUUGAAUUUAUAGAAGAAGCCCAUGUUACAAGAUGUGGUCAUACUUUUUGCUACAAGUGUAUUAUCACGUCAAUACAGGCUUUGGGUAGAUGUCCAAAGUGUACGAUUUGUUUAGCGCAACAUGACAUAUUUCCAAACUUUCUAUUAAAUGAAAUAAUUGCCAAGUACAAACAAUGUGCCAAAAGUGUAGAAGCAUUGGACCGAACUUUGUUGGGUAGCAAAAGUAAAGGAAAAUUACUUUCCAUGGAUUCUACAACAUCAUGUUUAUCUGAUAGUUUAAAAAGUUUUAUUACCUCCGAUAGUACAAAUCUUAGUUUACCUGAUGUUAAUGCUAUGUUGGAAGUACUUACGCAGCGUAAAAAUUUAUUAGAAGCUGAAUCAUGCUCAGCCCAAAAUAAAUUACUUUAUGAAUUUUUGAAACACCUUUUAAAUCAAAAGAAGCAGGAGUGCACUCGUAUACAAAGAGAAAUAGCCAUUGUGCAGAGAGACAUGAGUGAAGUUGAAAAUAUUCUAAAUAGUUUGCAAAAAAAUUGUCCUACAGUUGAAGACAUCCAACAAACUACUGAGUUUAAUACAGUUCAAGCAAAAGUAUUUAAAAAUGAAAUAAUAAACACACUAAAUGGUAUGGAUUCCAAUGGGCCCGCACAGGAAGGUGAUAACAAGGUAUCCGGUGUACCAAGCAGUCAGAAUAAAUAUAGUAUAGCAGUGAAUACGAUGCUGGCCGCAAGAAAACGAAGGAUGCACCAGCACUUUGAUGAUUUUGUACAGUGCUAUUUUGACAGUCGAGCGAAGGAUGUAACUUUUGGCAGCAAUCUUCCAGAAUACGAAUCGAACAAUGCCACAGGAUUGGACAGUUUUCGCGACGACCUCGUGAAAUUUUCGCGCUACAACUCUCUCAAGCCUCUGGCCACGCUGAACUAUUCUUCCGAUAUAUUUUACCAUUCGACCAUUGUUUCCAGCAUCGAAUUCGACAAGGACAACGAGUUCUUCGCCAUAGCCGGCGUGACCAAGCGCAUCAAGGUGUUCGAUUACAACACCGUGGUACAGGGCAACGUCGAUCUUCAUUAUCCCUGCAUAGAGAUGACGUCGAGCUCAAAGAUAUCCUGCGUGUCCUGGAAUUCCUUUCACAAGUCGACCCUGGCCUCGUCCGAUUACGAGGGCACCGUGUCGAUCUGGGACUCUGUCACCGGCCAGAAGACCAAGGCCUAUCACGAGCACGAGAAGCGCUGCUGGUCCAUCGACUUCAACGACGUGGACACGAGGCUCAUUGCCUCGGGCUCGGACGACGCCCGGGUCAAGCUCUGGUCGCUCAACAUGGACCACUCGGUGGCCUCGCUCGAGGCCAAGGCCAACGUAUGCUGCGUCAAGUUCAACCCGGAGAGCUCGUGUCAUCUGGCCUUCGGCUCGGCCGAUCACUGCGUGCACUACUACGAUCUGCGCAACAUGAAGGAGCCCCUCAGUCUGUUCAAGGGCCACAAGAAGGCCGUGUCCUACGUCAAGUUCGUCAACAAGAACGAGCUCGUCUCGGCCAGCACCGACUCCCAGCUGAAGAUGUGGAACAUCAAGAAUCCCAACUGCCUGAGGUCGCUGGUUGGUCACGUGAACGAGAAGAACUUCGUCGGCCUCGCCACCGACGGCGACUACGUCGCCUGCGGCUCCGAGAACAACGCCCUGUACGUGUACUACAAGGGUCUGUCGAAGCAGCUGUUCUCGUACAAAUUUUUCGCGGCCAAGAGCAUCCUCGAGGUGCAGGAGAGGCGCGAGGACGACCUCAACGAGUUCGUCUCGGCGGUCUGCUGGAAGCAGUCGUCGAACGUCGUCGUGGCGGCCAACUCGCAGGGUAUCAUUAAAAUCUUGGAGCUCGUUUAAGUGUGCACUCUGCAUAGGGCCCUCCUAUAAGUCUGUCUGUCUGUCUGUUUGUGUAUGUAUGUGUGUAAUACAGAAUGCGAGUAUAGAAAAUCGGACGAUAGUCGUAGUAAUUGGUGGUGUGUGAUAAAUUGAUAUAUACGAGACGGAUAUUAUAUUUUUGUAACCGCGCGCAGGGAUCACCCGUCCCACCGAUCCACCCAUGUAUAAAUGUAAAUGUACAAAACGAUUUUAUGAAUUCACGCCCGCGAAUCGAAUUAUUUAAACCGCGCUUUAGACAAACAAGAAGGAACGAAGAUUAUGUUCGAUGAAUUGUAUUUUUGUAUAUUAUAUUAUAUUGUUAAAGCUCAAUUACGCUAAAAUUUGAGUUCUCCGUGUACAAUUUGACGAGUGUGUCUCUUUCGGCACGCGUUAUAGAACAACAACAACAACAACAACAAAAACCGAACUCGAGUGUGAUAGUAACGAUUUAGCAAUCAACGAUACGUGCUGUUAAAUACAUGUCGGCCUACAGAAUAUAUAACUACACGAACUUUCAAAAUGUCUUACACUGGCGAUUCUGAUGUUAUUCGAAAAAAUAAAGCUUUAAGCUAACGUCAACGGUAUCUCUUUCAAAGUGAUAAAUACUACAAAAUUUCGAAAAAAAAUAUAAAUAUAUUUAUGAGUGACUUCAAAAAAUCACUUUUCACUAGUUAGAUUAAUUAAUUCAAGCUUGCAACUAUUAAUCGAGUAGAAUAAUAUACGGAGUCGUUUCAAUGGAAUAAUAAGUGUAUGACGAGAAAGGAAAAUGCAAUACAAAGGUUAUCUAUAUAUAUGAAUAUUAAAAUUAAAAUUUAUAUUAAUAAACGAAGAGUACCGAAAAAUAUGUAAUAACAAGUGAGAAUUUUCAAUCUCCUACUAUAAUUAAAAAAAAAAUCGAACAAAGAUUAGGGAAAUACAAGUCGAUGUCAAAUUUAUUUUUAACUUUUUAAACAAGCAGUAAAAAUAUUAUUAUGCUAUAGACCUUUUUCCUUUUUGGCUUGAUUCGCUUCAAGGUUGAAAAUUUAAGUUUUAUUUCGUGAUAGGUGUAUAGUGCAGUUCGUGGCAAUUAGAUGAGAAACAAUUGUUAAAUUCAAAGUGGAUGUAGUGAAUCGGUGUAGACUUUCAAAAUAUCCUAAUGUAAAUGUAUGUAUGCACAACCUUGAAAUGUAUUACAUUAAAAUAUCAUUGACUCAUGAAAAUCAUUGAACAACAAUCGGUUUCAAUUGUCGCGAAAUUAAGUUUACGAAAAUAAUUUUCAUGUUGUUUAAAAUAAAUAAAAUUGGCCGUUAUAUUGUA
Molecule: messenger RNA, 3616 nt
Organism: Trichogramma pretiosum
Lineage: Eukaryota; Metazoa; Arthropoda; Insecta; Hymenoptera; Trichogrammatidae
Product: E3 ubiquitin-protein ligase RFWD2-like
Exons: 2
Coding region: 317-2302 (661 amino acids)
Biological process (GO): proteasome-mediated ubiquitin-dependent protein catabolic process
Molecular function (GO): ubiquitin protein ligase activity; protein binding
Source: RefSeq, a predicted model, not a curated record